Mesocricetus auratus (golden hamster) is the source of this 1159-nucleotide messenger RNA. RefSeq names its product sorting nexin 32 (gene Snx32). The record is from RefSeq and is a predicted model, not a curated record. Gene Ontology annotation, cellular component: endosome. Gene Ontology annotation, molecular function: phosphatidylinositol binding. Lineage: Eukaryota; Metazoa; Chordata; Mammalia; Rodentia; Cricetidae.
UGGUCCUGCUAUGAGCAGGGUCUCCAGAGAGGGAGGAGGACAAAGCAGCUUCACUUAGCCAGUUUCCCUGUCACCCCACAGCCUUCCUCUAUGCUGUUGAAUCUGCAGGGAGACGACAGCUCCUUAGAGGUGGAGAUUUCUGAUGCAGUGAGGGACAAGGUGAAGUUCACUGUUCAAACCAAGAGUGGCCGCCCUCCCUCAGUGGUUCGGCAGCACGAAGGAGUCUUAUGGCUGCAUGACACCUAUGUGGAAAAUGAGGAGUACGCCAGCUUCAUCAUUCCCCCAGCCCUUCCCAGGCCAGACUUUGAGGCUCCACGGGAAAACCGCAGAAGUUGGGUGAGGACGACAGCUCCACCACCCAGGAAGUUUGCCAAGAUGAAGCAGGAGCUAGAAGUGGAGUACUUGGCCAUCUUUAAGAAGACUGUUGCGGCUGGACUGUUGUAAUGCAUGAAGUCUUCUUUCUUGCAGUACCUGGCAGGCCAUCCCACCCUGUGUCAGGAUCACAACUUCUCUGUCUUAGAAUACAGCCAGGAUGUGAGCUCUGAGUGUUGAGAGAACAGAAAGGUCAUCUUGGGAGGUUUCCUGAGAAGCAUGGUCAGAUAAGAUGAAGUCUUCAUCACUGGCAUAUCAGGGCUCAAGGAGGUAGUUGACUUCUUUGACCACGAGGGGACCUUCCUAAUAGAAUACCACACCCGAAUUCGAGGCACCUGCCAGAGGGCCAGCCAUGUUAUGCACUCCCACAAGUGCAUGGCAGACAACUAUAUACCUCUAUCCGCUGCUCUGAGUAGUCUUGGAACCCAGGAAGUCAGUCAGCUGAAGAGGAGCUUUCUGAACCCGGCAGAGCUCUUUGAAAGAUUGAGGCUGGAAGGCAGGGUAGCCUCUGAUGAGGACCUGAAGCUAUCUGACAUUCUGAGAUACUACAUGCAAGACUCAUGGGCAGCCAAGGACCCGCUGUACUGGUGGCUUCGGGCACUGGCUGAGAAUGCUAACAAGGCAUUGGACAGAGCUCAGACAAGGAACCAGAAGUCAACCAGAAGACAGCUGUGCUGCCAGCGCUUUGAAAGCCUGACUCUGCCAAGCAGGGUAAGCCCUGAAGCCAGGCAUGGUUUCACAGACAGCAUCCACCCUGACUGUCCAUAUUCCUUUUAACCAUUCUCCC